AUGAGUGUCCGAGUGGUCGCUCGCAUACGACCUCUCCUCAAAUCUGAAAUCGAAAAGGACCAGAUACUCACCACCCACGAUGGACCCGAAGGAAAGCCGGCAAUCGUCAAGCUUCCCAACCCCAAAAACCUGGCCGAAGAAUACAGUUUUCAAUUCAACAGCGUCUACGGUCAAGAAUCUACUCAACAAGAGAUCUUUGAUGCCGAGGUAACUCCCACGGUCAAACACCUUUUUCUCGGUUAUGAUGUGACAAUCUUUGCCUAUGGCUCUACCGGUACGGGCAAGACUCACACUAUGAGAGGCGGCAAGUCACUACAAGAGAGAGGAAUGAUCCCACGUCUCCUCAGCAGUAUCUACCGCAAGAGUCGUGCGUUGGAGAAGAGCAGUCAAGGCGACACGUCAGUCUCUGUCUCCAUGAGCUACUACGAGAUCUACAAUGACCGCGUCUUUGAUCUGUUUGACGGUCCCGAAAAACGCACGCCGACCGGUCUCCCUAUCAGAGAAGCCGAAGGCGGCAAGACCGUGGUGGUUGGGCUCACCGAAGUUCCCUGUUCGUCUCUGAAGGAAUUCGAGGUCCUCUACGACAAGGCCAACUCCAACCGCAGCACGGGUGCCACCAAACUCAACGCCCACUCUUCGAGGUCACAUGCCAUCCUCUGCGUCAAAGUCACAAUCUCCACACCCGAGGAAACUAGGGUGUCCACGGCUUGCGCCAUUGAUCUUGCCGGUUCCGAAGACAAUCGAAGAACGGGUAACGGCAAGGAUCGCAUGGUGGAAUCUGCCAGCAUCAAUAAAUCCCUAUUUGUCCUCGCACAAUGUGUCGAAGCCAUUAGCAAGAAACAACAACGAAUCCCCUACCGAGAGUCUAAGAUGACCAGAAUCCUUUCCUUGGGCCAAAAUAACGGCUUCACCGUCAUGAUCCUCAACCUUGCCCCGGUCAAGGCAUAUCAUCUCGAUACGCUUAGCUCACUGAAUUUUGCCAACCGGACCAAAAAGAUCGAAGUCCGUGAGGUGGAGAACGAGCCGAUCUUCAAAGGCCCGCCACGUCCGGUCGCGGGCGUGCCGUUGGAAGGUCCGACCAUCCAGCGCCAGCCUCUACGGCCUCUCACACAUCAUAUUAAUGUCAAUAUCAUCGCCAACCGAGACACGGCGGCCAAGAAUGAGAAGCCUCCAAAAGCCUUUUCCGUAUAUUCGGACCGAAGUAAACCGGGCGUGACCUCAAAAGCCGCUCCCCCAAGACUUUCUCCUCUCAAACGCGCCGCUGAUGCCUCGACCUUUUCUGCACGCCCUUCCAAGAUCUCACGUCCUACUCCGACCUUUAUUCGACGGGCGCCAGAGCCAAAAGCUUUGACCCAGGCGUCCAUCGAGAAUUUGGUGGAGAAGAAGGUCUCUGAAAUCCUUGCAGCACGUGCGAUGAAUGCCCCAGACCCCGUACCGACGAAGACGGUGUCGGAUGAAGUACAGAAGCGUUUGGACACCAUCGAGAAGCGGUUGGAGGGACAAGACGGAGAGAGAGCAGAAGGACUGAGCUACCUCUUCAUGGCCAAACAACAUCAAGCACGUGGGGAGGAAUUCAGUGCGUUGAAAAUGUAUGAACUCGCACAGCCCUACUUCCCGGAGAAUACAAAAUUGGAGGGCAAGAUUGAGAGGCUGAGAGAGCGACUAGCGAGGAAGAAGGAAGAAUCCGAAGUCGCCAUCCCCGAGGAGGAUGACACAUUACCUCGAAGACCUACCAAGCAAUUGACCAUUGAUGGCAUUGGAGCGGAGGAGGACGAGAGUUACCACGAAGAGGGAAACGAGUCUGAAUAUCACAGCGACGACGAAGGAGGUUCAUUCCGUUCUCGUCCUCGAAGACCAAAGCCAAAGCGAAGACAACGGCCUUCGUCUCCAGAUCCCUUGACCGAACCUUCAUCCCUCGCAAUGACGCCUCGGACACAGCAUCUCCUUGAUGUCAUCAAUACUCGAGACGUAUCACAGAUCAAAACCCUGAACGGCCUUGGAGCAAAGCGGGCGGAAGGCAUUGUUGAGUAUUUGAACGCGAUGUUUGAAGCCGAAGGUGAAGCCGACUUGACAUGUUGGAAUGAUUUGUCAAAGUUGAAAGGUGUGGGCAAGAAGACCUUGGAGACCAUGAGGGAGGGUGUUAUUGUCUGA
Molecule: messenger RNA, 2151 nt
Organism: Exophiala bonariae
Lineage: Eukaryota; Fungi; Ascomycota; Eurotiomycetes; Chaetothyriales; Herpotrichiellaceae
Exons: 2
Coding region: 1-2151 (716 amino acids)
Biological process (GO): microtubule-based movement
Cellular component (GO): kinesin complex; microtubule
Molecular function (GO): ATP hydrolysis activity; plus-end-directed microtubule motor activity; ATP binding
Source: RefSeq, a predicted model, not a curated record